ACUUCACAGCGCGCGCGUUCACUACUCAACCAUCAUAGCAACUUCAAGACUCGGAGCCCCUCGUCGUUUGUGGGCUGUUUGCUUCAAGAACCAGCAUGUCCUACACAAAGUUUGUAUCCGCUUUUAUUAGGGCGAACCCGGGCAAUUUUGGGAAAAUACGUAUAUCACCUGCAAGAUGCCGAUCAACAGUGGCAUCCACCAAGAGCCAGGAGGAGAAAGAGCAGCAGAUAGAUGGAUGCACCGUGGUGGAGGCUGUGCCGGUUGAACUCAUAAGCGAAACCAAAAAUGUGAAAAACACGCAGUUACAUAAAAUCCACAUUGACUUCGACAACACGGAGGAAGCCUACAAAAGCAAAGGUAACAUUGAACUGCUGCGAAGUCUGCUGGUCUUCAAGCUUUGUACAUUUGACUUCCUCGUUGAAAAGAACAAAGAGUUGAUGGAUCUGAGUAAGAAGUUGUUUGGUCAGUGGAUGUUUGAAAAGUUGAUGAAGAUGACCUUCUAUGGUCAGUUUGUGGCCGGUGAAGACCACAACUCCAUCAAACCAUUGAUCCAGAAGAAUCAAGCCUUUGGAGUGGGGGCAGUUUUGGACUACAGUGUUGAGGAGGAUUUGACACAAGAGGAGGCAGAAAAGAAGGAAAUGGAUUCAUGCGUUUCUGAAGCGGAGAAAGAAAGCCCAGGUGCAGAUCAUCGUGAGAAGAAGUACAAGGCUCAUCGGCAGUUCGGAGACAGACGUGGAGGGGUUAUUAGUGCUCGUACCUACUUCUAUGCAGACGAGAACAAAUGUGACAACCAAAUGGAGACAUUUAUAAACUGCAUCAGAGCCUCUGGGGGAGCCUCAGCAGACGGAUUUUCUGCCAUCAAAAUGACUGCUCUGGGACGCCCACAGUUCCUUCUCCAGUUUUCAGAAGUCCUGGUGAAAUGGAGACAGUUCUUUAACUUUCUCGCAGCACAGCAGGGAAAAUCUGACAUGAUGGUUUUGGAACAAAAGCUGGAGCUGGAACAACUCAAGGAAAGUUUGACAGAGAUGGGUGUUGGAGCCAAAGAUGACAUAGAGAACUGGUUUACUGGAGAGAAGCUGGGUUCGUCAGGAACGAUAGAUCUGCUGGACUGGAACAGUCUAAUAAAUGACACAACAAAAAUCUCCAAUCUGCUUAUGGUGCCAAACCUGGAGACAGGACAUCUGGAGCCUUUGUUAAACAAGUUUACAGCUGAGGAGGAGAGGCAGAUGAAGAGAAUGCUGCAAAGAGUGGACGUUCUGGCCAAGCAUGCUGUGGAGAAUGGGGUGAGACUAAUGGUGGACGCCGAGCAGACGUACUUCCAGCCAGCUAUCAGUCGACUGACCCUGGAAAUGCAGAGGAAGUUCAACAGAGAAAAGCCAAUCAUUUUUAACACAUACCAGUGUUACCUCAAGGAAGCCUAUGACAAUGUAACCGUGGAUGUUGAGCUGUCAAGACGUGAGGGCUGGUACUUUGGUGCCAAACUGGUUCGUGGAGCCUACAUGUACCAAGAGAGAGACAGAGCCAAAGAGAUUGGCUACGAAGACCCGAUAAACCCAGACUAUGAGGCCACCAACAGGAUGUAUCAUAAGUGUUUGGAGUAUGUGCUGGAGGAGAUCGAACACAGCAGGAAAGCCAAUAUCAUGGUCGCGACUCACAACGAGGACACUGUGAAAUUUACUCUAGAAAAGAUGAAUGAGAUGGGCCUUUCCCCCACUGAGAAUAAAGUUUACUUUGGACAGCUGCUUGGCAUGUGUGACCAGAUCAGCUUCCCACUAGGCCAAGCAGGUUUCCCGGUCUAUAAGUACGUUCCAUAUGGCCCAGUCAAUGAGGUCAUUCCUUAUCUGUCUCGUCGGGCUCAAGAGAAUCGCGGCUUCAUGAAGGGAUCGCAGAGAGAGCGCAGCCUGCUGUGGACCGAGCUGAGGCGCAGGCUGCUGGGUGGACAGAUUUUCUACAAGCCUGUCUACUGAAUCACAGGACCACAACAUAUUAACCGCAGUAUGUCUGUAAUCAUUCCACCAUCUUUACCAGUUAACUGCUCUUUGUAGAGGAAGAUUAAUGUCCCGCUCUGACUUGUUGGGCUGCACCAUAUGGAGGAAAGUUUGGCCAUUUUACUGACAGAUAUUUAAUGUGUAGUAUUGUUUGCAGUAAUUAUUUUAUCAGUAAAUUUAAAACAGGAAUCUUUAAAACACAAUCACUAUGGCACAUUAUGGAGAUAAAUGUGCAGACUGACUAAGAAGUGAUGAUUUAUUUUUUUCUCUUAAUUACAAUGUGUUUCUUUAACUCAAAAAUUGUCCAUAAUAAUCCCCAGAAUCAACUUAACAUCUGUGAUUCUAUAUGCUUCAUGGAAAUGUGUAUGCCUCUAGACUUUGAUUGUUUCUGAUAUACAAAGUGAGAUUAUUCAGUAGAGGCCAAGAAAAGUAUAUUGUGUAUAUAGUUUUACCAAAGGUGGCUUACUUGUAUAUAAAUAUAUGUCCUAUGUGUUUUUCAUGGUGUUUGUUUAGUGCUGAGUUUAUCUCACCUAGUUUUCACUGAUAAGUGCCUCAUGAUUGUUUUCACAUUAACUGGAAGCGAUCAGCAACUGUUCAAUGUAGUUUUAUUAUUGUAACUGUACACUCCUCUGAGGAGACUAAAUUAUUUUAGCAUAUUUAUAGGUCAUACUAUGUGUCAUCGUGUUAAUCUGCUUGAACAAAUAGCUACCAAGUUAUUGUGCAGCAUAGCGAUUGUGAUUGCUUUAAAUUCAGCAUCAUGAACCAGAUUAUGCUCUUUUUGAUCUCUCGUGACACCUGCACGUUGAAGGGCUAAGAGCAGAUACAAUUUAAAGUAAAAAAAAAAAAGACAGUUUGUUAUUGUAAACUACCCCAGUUCAUGUGCUGCGGAUAUGUGGAAAUGUGUCAACUACUUGUGACGUGGAAGUGACUGCAAAUAGCUAACCUUCAAUUUGUCUCUGACAAAACAGACUCGUUUCACUGUCUACUGAGCGGUAUGACGCUGAAGAGAGACUCAAUAUGAUCCAUUUCAGUGGAUCAUUCACACAUAGUGUGCCUUAAUUCUUGACAUGUGCCAGAUGGCCCUGACUUCAGAAUUGUCUGAAAUGAAGAGCAUUUUCUGCUCAUCAAACAGAGACAACGACAGCGACAGAUGUUCAGAGCAGAAAACCAGGAACUGUUAUGCCCUGUGUUCCAAAAUGUUCCAAAAACAAACACUGCUGUGAUUUUCAAGGAAAAUUGCACCUAAAAGACUUUGAGAACAACUGCACCGAUGCUUAAGGUACAUUAGAGGAGAAACUGCCUGUGAACUCAAUUUGUUUUUGUAGUAAAAGACUGAUUUCAUUGGUAUCUCUGCUUUCAAUAGUUGAAAUUCGAAAUGUUGUUUUUAAGACUAGAACUAAAUACUGUUAAUAUUUUCUUAAACCUUUGUAAACGUCAUAAAAUUAAACUAUUAAACUAUUUUUUAAAUGAGUAUUUCCUGACAAGACAAAAGUUAAUAGUCUAAAAUAAAGCUGGUCUUUUUUGCAGUUUGCCUCUUUUUAAAACGAUUACGCUGUCACAUCAUUUCUAAUGCUUUUUUUUGGUUCUACAGUAGUGUUGCCAUACGGAUACGAUAUGAGUUAUGAAGACAUCAAGUCUAGUCAAAUUUCAAAACAAUACUACAAAAUGCAAGCUGCCGUCAUCAGUGUGGAAGGCUGAGUUUUUGAGAGGUAACCUGGUAACACAGGGUCAUUUCAAAUAUUGUAGUUGAUAUAUUGCUUUUAUUGGAGUGCACUUCAUGAUUUUUUUUCGAUUGAUUUUGAUUUUUUUCCCCUCAUCGCUGCCGUAUCAGCAUAUCAUAUUUUGUACAGUUGUAAAAUAUAUGUAAUUAUUGAUUAACAAUAAAAUACAGUUGACAUACAAAA
Molecule: messenger RNA, 3892 nt
Organism: Plectropomus leopardus (leopard coralgrouper)
Lineage: Eukaryota; Metazoa; Chordata; Actinopteri; Perciformes; Serranidae
Gene: prodha
Product: proline dehydrogenase (oxidase) 1a
Cellular component (GO): mitochondrion
Molecular function (GO): proline dehydrogenase activity; FAD binding
Source: RefSeq, a predicted model, not a curated record